This is a messenger RNA of Microcebus murinus (gray mouse lemur), 2103 nucleotides long. RefSeq names its product liver carboxylesterase 1-like. The record is from RefSeq and is a predicted model, not a curated record. NCBI's taxonomy places the organism in Eukaryota, Metazoa, Chordata, Mammalia, Primates, Cheirogaleidae.
GUAGAUGGGAGUGGUUUUGCAGUCCCAACAGACCUCCAGGGCGGUCAUUGACAGUGGAGAGAGCUUUUCUGUUGUCCCUGACUGGAUCACUGGGCUGUGGGGGUGGGAGCCCAGUGGCAGGCGCUUGGGCUGUGGGGCAGGAAGGCACAGCCAUCAGCACAGCACCUAGACCCGGACAGCUCACAGACCCUGGGAGCUGCUGUCCUUCGCGAUGUGGCUCUGUGCUCUCUUCCUGGCCACUGUAACCACUUCCUGCGUUUGGGCAGGUCGCCCGUCCUCGCCGCCUGUGGUGGCCACCGUGCAUGGCAAAGUCCGGGGGAAGCACGUCCACCUGGAAGGAUUCUCACAGCCUGUGGCCGUGUUCCUGGGAGUGCCCUUUGCCAAGCCCCCGCUCGGAUCCCUGAGGUUUGCUCCGCCGCAGCCUGCAGAGCCGUGGCACUUUGUGAAGAACACCACCUCCUACCCGCCCAUGUGCCCCCAGGACCCAGUAGCAGGGCAGAUGGUCUCCAAUCUCAUUACCAACAGAAAGGAGAACAUUCUUCUCACAUUUUCCGAAGACUGUCUUUACCUGAAUAUUUACACUCCUGCUGACUUGAGGAAGAACAGCAGGCUGCCGGUGAUGGUGUGGAUCCACGGAGGUGGUCUCGUGGUGGGCGGGGCCUCAACCUAUGAUGGCCUGGCCCUCUCUGCCCAUGAGAACGUGGUGGUGGUGACCAUUCAGUACCGUCUGGGCAUCUGGGGAUUCUUCAGCACAGGGGACGAACACAGCCGGGGAAACUGGGGCCACUUGGACCAGGUGGCCGCGCUGCGCUGGGUCCAGGACAACAUCGCCAACUUUGGAGGGAACCCAGGCUCUGUGACCAUCUUUGGAGAGUCAGCAGGAAGCGAAAGUGUCUCUGUCCUUGUUUUAUCUCCUCUGGCCAAGAACCUCUUCCACCGGGCCAUUUCUGAGAGUGGUGUGGCCCUCACUUCUGCUCUGGUCCACAAGGGUGACAUCAAGCCCCUGGCAGAGAAAUUGGUGUGUCAUGCUGGGUGUAAAGAAACACCACUCGGUGUCAUGGUUCACUGCCUGCGCAGAAGGACAGAGGAGGAGCUCUUGGAGGCCACGUUUAAAAUGAACUUUUUUGUGAUCGAUUUAGUUGGAGACCCCAGAGAGAGUCACCCCUUCCUGCCCACGGUGGUGGAUGGAGUCAUGCUGCCCAAAUCCCCUGAAGAGAUUCUGGCUGAGAAGAGUUUCAACACUGUCCCCUACAUUGUUGGCAUUAACAAGCAAGAGUGUGGCUGGAUCCUUCCAACGUUGAUGGGCUAUCCGCUUUCUGAAGGCAAACUGGAUCAGAAGAUGGCCACGUCACUCCUGGGGAAGUCCUACACCACUGUCGGCAUCCCUGAGGAGCUGACUUCAGUAGCCAUUGAGGAAUAUUUAGGAGGAACAGAUGACCUUGUCAAAAAGAAAGACCGGUUCCUGGACUUGAUGGGAGAUGUCAUAUUUGGUGUUCCAUCUGUGAUCGUGGCCCGACACCACAGAGAUUCCGGAGCCCCCACCUACAUGUAUGAGUUUCAGUAUCGCCCGAGCUUCUCAUCAGUCGUGAAACCCAAGACAGUGAGAGGGGACCACGGGGAUGAGAUCUUCUCUGUCUUCGGAGCGCCACUUUUAAAAGAUGGUGCUUCAGAAGAAGAGAUCCAACUUAGCAAGACGGUGAUGAAAUUCUGGGCCAACUUUGCUCGAAAUGGGAACCCCAAUGGGGAGGGGCUGCCCCAUUGGCCAGCAUACGACCAGAAGGAAGGGUACCUGCAGAUUGAUGUCCCCACCCAGGCAGCCCAGAAGCUGAAGGAGAAGGAAGUGGCUUUCUGGACCAAGCUCCUGGCAAUGGAGAAGCCACCACAGACAGAACACACUGAGCUCUGAAUAGGAGGCCCCACCAGCCUGCAGAGCCUGGAGGAGCCAAGACAGGGCUAUUCUACAGAAGGUGAUCGGGGGUCAGAGAGCAUUGCAUUGUGGGGGCUGGAGAAUUGUCUGCUGCGGGUGGACACAGGGCAGGGAGGGGCGGUUUUUGCCCUGUCACCUUAAUUGUGGGAAUAAAUCUUCUUUUAGAGGCCAAAUCA